CUUCCCCACAUACACACUCUCUCUUGCCAGAAGACGAAGAAGGCGGAUCAAUUUUCUGCAACUUGCGCGACGAAGAAGCUGCAAAAGUGGAAGAAAAGCCAUUCGCACUUCGUUCGUGCGGACACUCUUAGGUAAGAUCAUAAGCAAUGUCGCCCCAACCAGCUAGCUUACUUCCGUUUGGUUGGUGAGAAAAUGCAAUAGCCGAAUUUAGUGACUUCAUAUUUUCAAUUUUGUAUUUAUUUGAAAGGAAAUGAAAUGAACUUUUACUCCACUGCAUGUGCUGAAAGCAGCUGUUUGGCUUAAAUUUUUUCUCAGCAACGCAACAAAUGGGAGGGGUUGGGGUUGAAUAACUUGAAUUCGUGAAUAACUCUUUCACAUUUCCUUGUUUGUUCCUCCUAGACGUGGCGGAAGCUCGUGGAAUUGUGGAUUUUGGUUGUUUUUAGUAUUUCUUUUAGUUUUUCGAGUUGCCAUGAUGUUUCUUUUGAAGCUCUUUUUAGAUGAUAUGUGGUUUCGUGAAAAGUUCUGUUAUAUAAGACGAUAUUGUGAGCCGGUGUUCAAGCAGCACCACAGCUUGAAUAUUGCAGGAUUUUUCAAGCGCCUUGUGGUACUGUAAAAGCAAAAUCGAAUCUCAAAAAGGCUUCCGCACAUUUUGAUAUUUUCAGCUUUAAGCUUUUACCUCUCUCUCACUCUCUCCGGGGAACAGUGCUUGCUUUACUGCAGAAGUGAGAUAUUCUUUUUUUUUUUUUUUCACUAUUUCUUUACUAUUUAGAUUACUGAAAUUUGUUGAUUCGACGGUGGAGAUCUCAUCUUCAUCAAAGUUUUAUGUGUCUGCAUUGACCAGCGACAAGGAAUUUGAGCUGUGUGGUCAACUUCUGUCUUGAAUAUGGAUCAUAGAGUGAAAUCAUUUGCUUAGCUUUUUGCUAGUGCUUUAAUUUUAUUCCUUUUAGAACCUCAAAUUUACCCACUUUUGUAGAAAAUUACCUCCACAAUGCCAACCAAAUAAUAUCUCGGAUUGUUUUAAUGGCGCUCGUAACUUUCCGCAGACAAAAUCAGAAGGGUUUGAGCAUUUUAUGAAUUUUUUAAAAAAUUAUUACUGUGCAUAGUCGCGUCCCCGCUCCACUCUCCACUCUCCACAAUCGGCGGCAAAGAUGAAGGAGCGUACUCAAAACGAUCACACCGAGUCACCCACGACCCACUCUCCGCAAUCAUCUUGCUUGUACAGUCAAAAGAAUGCCCUCUAAUGGAAGUCAAUUUACCAAAUGCUCCGGCUUGUGUCUGUGCGACUGUGCCUCUCAGAUCCGACAGGUGUAAUUUGUGCUUGUAACGUAGCGUUUAUAACCUGAUCAAUAUGUGGGAUGGAGCCUCAGCAUGUAGGUCCCUCGUGAGUGCAAUUAUGGGGCUUGGGCGCCUGCAACUGUGGAAGCAGUGAAUGCAUAUCGAUCCACCUAAGGUGUUGUGUUUUGGGUAGCAUUUUGAACUGGUUCUCUAGCCUUUUGUUUUUUUAAAGCAAAAAACAAAAUUGCUUUGAAAAGUAGAUUCUUAACAAAAGCAAGAGGAGCCAAGGGGAGCGGAUAAUUUCAUUAUGUUUUCCAGGAGAGGUUUUCUUUGAAUCUCUCUUAUUUUUAUCCCCCACUUCCCCGAAACUAGCCGCUAAAAUUGACCGGUUUAUUUGAAUAGUGUGUUUUCCACAUUGGCUCCAUAUUGUUGAGAGGGGUGUCUGUCGGUGAAGCCAUUUACUUAUUUAUUUGCUUUUUUUAGCAAAUGAAGAAGCUAUUUAUUUCUUCUUGAAUUGAUGUACCUUGACAUUGAAUUCUUGGCUCUGUUUCUUUCUCAACUUGUGAUUUUCUGAGCCAUUUCAGGCUUUGUGGGACGGGAAGCAUUGAAGUAGGGAAGCUCUUGUAUCCCCCUAUUUAUCACGUACCCAGAAGGAAGUUAUAUUAUGCAGACUCCAAAACCAAGAAUUGGCUCCUCAGAGGCGCCUCAAAGGGUUUCUCCUCGAGCUGUACGCCAGCUCAAGGCAACUGCAUUGGAGGUCAACUCUGCAUCAUCAUCUCAAGCUGCUUUAACUCAAAAAAAUAGAAGCCCUAAAGUUGCUGAGCGCAGAUCACCAAGGAGCCCUGUGCCUGAGAAGAAGCGCCCAAACCGAGUGUCUGAAUUGGAAUCUCAGCUUUCUCAGUUUCAGCAGGAUCUGAAGAAUGUUAAAGACCGACUGAUUUCAUCUGAAUCAUGCAAGAAACGAGCUCAGCAGGAUGCCGAGGAGUCCAAGAAACAACUAUUAGCUGUGUCUAUUAAGCUUGAAGAGUCUCAGCGGCAGCUUCAGGCACUGUCUGCUCCCGAGGAAACUCGUGUCAUCGAGCUGUGUGACCUCUCUCAAGAAUUGAGUCAAGCAUCACAAUCCAAACUUGAGGCUAUUCAGAAGCAGCACUCAGUUGCCUUGGCCUCUGCCAUGAAUGAGAUUCAGCGGCUGAAAGUUGAGCUUGAAACAGUUGCUGAAUCUGAAGUUGCACAGACCAAGUGUGCAGAAUCAGCACAUGCUGAGAUUCAAAGCUUGAAAGGCAACCUGGCAGAAACCCAUUCUUUGUUAGGCAGCAUGAAAUCCCAACUAAUGGAGAGCAAAGAAUCAGAAUUACAGGCUGAAGCAAUUGUUACUGAAACUCUGUCGCAAUUGGAGACAGCAAAAAGAACUAUAGAAACUCUCAAAUCAGAUGGCAUUAAAGCCACAGAGGCUUACAACUCCAUAGCAUCGGAGUUAAACAAGUCAAGGACACAUGCAAACUUACUCGAAGAGCUUGUCAGUAAACUUAAGGUAGAUUUCAUCAAUGCUAGCAAUACUACUGGAAAUCCUGCAGGUGAAUUUCUACUUGGUGAAGCAAUCACAGAGAAUCAAAAGAAUGGAGAGUCAAACCAGCUCAAUUCAGAAUUUGAUUCUUUGAAGUUUGAAAUGGAGCAGUUAAGAUCUGCCCUUGAAACUGCUGAGAUCAGCUUUCAUGAAGAACAAAUUCGGAGCACAGUGCAGCUUAGAAAUGCUUAUGAACUGCUGGAGCAGGUCAAGACUGCAUCAAGUCUCAGAGAGGCUGAACUGGAGGCAGAGCUGAAGAGAACAAAGAAAAUUAUAGAAGAAUUGAAGACGAACCUGAUGGAUAAGGAGACUCAAUUACAGGGCAUUUUGGAGGAGAAUGAGGUGUUAAAUAUGGGACUCAAAAAGAACCUCUUGUACCAAAGAGAGUGUGAAUUGGAAGCAAAGCUGAAGAAAUCAAAGGAAAAUGUUGCAGAUUUGAAGGCUGAUUUGAUGGACAAGGAGACAGAGCUGCAAAAUAUAAUGGAGGAAAAUGAGAUUAUGAGGUCAGAAAUCAAGAGAAGGGAAAUGGACAGGGGUAACACUUAUAAUGAGGCUGCUGCACAACUAGAAGCUGCAAGGGCUGCAGAACGGGAAGCUCUGAUGAAGCUUGGUUUUGCAAUGGAGGAGUCGGAAAAGAGCAACAGAAGGGCAACACGGGUGGCUGAGCAGCUGGAGGCCACACAGGCAGCAAAUUCAGAAAUGGAGGCAGAGUUGAGGAGGCUAAAGGUGCAGUCUGACCAAUGGAGGAAAGCUGCAGAGGCAGCUGCUGCCAUGCUUUCUGCAGGUAAUAAUGGGAAGGUCAUGGAAAGAACAGGUUCACUGGCAAGCAACUAUAAUCAUGUUGCAGGGAAGUUUGGCUCGCCUUGCUCUGAAGACAUGGAUGAUGAUCCACUGAAGAAGAGAAAUGGGAACAUGCUAAAGAAGAUUGGGGUGUUAUGGAAGAAGCCACAGAAAUAGAGGCAGCAUAAUUAUGGCAGAGCAGUGCUCACACUUUUGGCAGCUACUAUGGGGUGUGAUAAGCAAGUCUUCAUGAGAAGAAAUUGAGUGGCAACAGUAGCUCUAUUCCGAAGCUUUCUGUAGUAGAGUGGUGAUGGUAACUUCAAAGCUCUAUCCAGGUCCUUUUCCUUUAAUCAUAAUCACUAUAUUAUAUUGUAUGAAAAAGUUCUCUAUAAAAAUUUACCACCAACCGUAUGAAUCAAUCAAACUUCACUGCCUUUGAACUGACUUGUAUAUACUUUCAAAUGCUGGGUGCGUAGCCAUAUUCUAAUGCUUUUUAUUCAUCUA
Malania oleifera is the source of this 4123-nucleotide messenger RNA. Its product is annotated as interactor of constitutive active ROPs 3. NCBI's taxonomy places the organism in Eukaryota, Viridiplantae, Streptophyta, Magnoliopsida, Santalales, Ximeniaceae. The transcript has 4 exons. The record is from RefSeq and is a predicted model, not a curated record. Bases 1940 to 3796 code for a protein of 618 amino acids.